AUGGUCUCUAUCCAUGCAUCCGAGAAGACGCAGAAGGAAAGAGCCUAUGUUAACAGUGCUUAUCCUCUUGUUGUUGCUGUCUUGCCUGAUGUGCCUGAGGAACAUAGAGAGCUCUUGAGGUCUCAAGGAUGUGUCGUGCGUGAGAUCGAGCCUGUCUAUCCUCCGGGCAACCAAGAUGCAUACGCAAGGGCUUAUUACAUUAUCAAUUACUCAAAACUCCGAAUUUGGAACUUUAAAGAGUACAGCAAGAUGCUUUACUUGGACGCAGAUAUUCAAGUCUUUGGCAAUAUUGAUGACCUCUUCGACUUGCCUGAGUGGAGAAAGUCACGUGGCCGAACAAGAUACAAUCUUCACCUCCUCCUCCAUACUUCAACGCCGGUAUGUUUGUGUUUGAGCCUAGCUAAGCCUUCCACUUGUGAGAGUCUCCUCAAAACCCUCCAAGUCACACCGCCUACACCAUUCGCUGAGCAAGAUUUUCUCAAAAGGUUCUUUGGGAAAGAUUUUAAACCGGUCUCUCCGGUUUACAACCUGAUUCUGGACGGCUCUGCUUAUGGUUCGGUUACUGAAGCUAUAGUUGUUGACUUCGAAAUGGUAUCUUUCAAAUCUGCACCGGAUGAUGCCAAAGCACAGACAGAAUCAGAUUACUUUAAGACUUCUCAAGCAGCGGAUGGUGCAGCCGGAGAUGAUGCCAAAUCCUAUUUAGUUUUCAACUCUUUGAUCCUCAACUUCUCCACUACCCUUCACCUCGGCUAG
This is a messenger RNA of Microthlaspi erraticum, 753 nucleotides long. Lineage: Eukaryota; Viridiplantae; Streptophyta; Magnoliopsida; Brassicales; Brassicaceae. The record is from the annotation of a GenBank genome assembly.